UAAAACACACAACAACAAAAAAAAAAAAAAAAUCAAUGUCAGAACCAAACAACAAGACAUGAUUUAUUUUUGUUGACUAUAACAAAACUUGUUUUUCCUUUUCUUGUUCUUCAUAUGUCCACACUUUAUUCACCUUCCUCUGCCAUGGAAGACACCAAUCACCGUUCCAAGAAGAAUCAACGCCGCCGUCGUCCCUCCGCCACACCAACAAACAACGACUACUCCGACGUGGAGGAUGCUGAAGACGGAGAUCCCGAAGCAUGGCAGACCCUUAACAAGAGUUUUAGGCAGGUUCAGUCGGUGCUUGACAGGAACAGAGCAAUAAUUCAGCAGGUGAAUGAGAAUCAACAAUCUAGAAUGCCUGAUAACAUGGUGAAGAACGUGGGUUUGAUUCAAGAGCUUAAUGGGAAUAUUUCAAAGGUUGCUUCUCUUUAUUCUGAUCUCAAUUCUGAUUUUACUAAUAUUUGUCACCAGCAACAACGUUCUUCUCAUAACCGUGGCAAAUGAAGAAAAAAACAGUGUUGUUGUUGUGUUGAAGUUGAACAAUUGUUGUGAUGGUAGUUUUGAGGUUUGUUUUGUCAUCAUUCUGUCAUAAUAAGGACGAUGAAGAUGAAACAUUGUAUCGUCUCUCUUGAACUUCUACUUCUAAGUAACAGUGUCUAAGGUGUUUUUCUUUUUAGUAUUGAUGGUCUCUUGUGUUGUGUCCUUGUAAUUCUUGUUGUUAUUGGUGUACUUGAGAAUCAAUAAAAUUAAUAUUUGGAAA
This is a messenger RNA of Medicago truncatula (barrel medic), 763 nucleotides long. Its product is annotated as protein EARLY FLOWERING 4. The record is from RefSeq and is a predicted model, not a curated record. Lineage: Eukaryota; Viridiplantae; Streptophyta; Magnoliopsida; Fabales; Fabaceae. Bases 115 to 507 code for a protein of 130 amino acids. Gene Ontology annotation, biological process: positive regulation of circadian rhythm; entrainment of circadian clock. The transcript has a single exon. Gene Ontology annotation, cellular component: nucleus.